GGUGAAAGGUUUCAGGGUUAAUCACUUUUUCAUUUCGCUUCCUCAAAGAAUCGGAAAGUGAACCGGAACCUCAAAAAAGUUCCAUGCCAAUGGCAUCCUGAAAUGAAACACAACAUAAAUAAACAUAAUACGUUGAUAAGCACGAUGCCAUCAAGUAGGUCUCACUAACAAAAGAUAUAAUCUCACAAUUUACCUCGAAGCAGUCAAACCAGUUGGCCACGAUGGAAGGAAAGCGAUUUGAAGACAUUGUCCGAAUGUUGAUCUAUGUUCAACUAUUCCUAACUUCAGUUUGCGUUGGUUCAUCGCCAUGCAUGCCUGAAACCGACCGUUUGGGGCGCUACACGGUCAUAGGCAGUGGCGGUAACACCUCGUCGGCGGGUAUUCCUAGUGGGUCUAGGGUUCAAGUCUCAGUAAGAUGCGAUUCGGGUGCUGUCGCACAACAAUUUGUGACGUCACAAUGCUCUAAUGGAACAUGGAUCCCUCCCUGGCCUCGAUGUGAAAAACCUUGUUCGGUACCAAGGAACAUAGGACAGGUUCGCCAGUUUGUGAAUGAUAAAAGAAUGACUAGCUACUAUAACCGUCCCGCCUUGCCCAAUGGCACCCAGAUAGUUGCUAGAUGUAGAGACCCUGGAAAGCAUAGACUGAUUGGCGAUCAAAGACGAACUUGUCAAGGAGGACAGUGGACCGGGGAAGAACCAAUAUGCCAACCUGUACAAACACAAGUCUUAUUCUACGGCGCAUCGCAUGAGGUUGCUAGUAAUGGGACAGUCGUGGUUCACGUGCAUCGUGGAAAUCCUUUGAAUCUUAAUGUACUCUGCAGACUCACAAGUCUAAGCUUAAGACCUCCUCGGCUGACAACCCCUCUCGUGAAUGACGGAGAGUUACCGCAAUGGCACAGGUUGAAUACUCAUAAAAUAGAGCUGAGUCCAAUGUCUACUGAUAUCUCUGGCAUGUAUACAUGCAGUGGGUCGUCAUCAUCUCACAGCGUACAUAUGCUGUUUAAAGAAUCUACUGAACCACCAAAGAAUAACGGAUCGUGUUUAAACAGCUGUUGUACGAGCUCUGAGUAUUCUUGUAACCCUGAGGGUUGCUACUGUGAUAGCUGGUGCGAGUGGAAUGACAACUGUUGCGAUGACUACGAAGACGUGUGUCCUAGCAUAGAUGGCGGUAUAGACGUGUUUCCAUCGAAUACAACUUACAAUAUGCGAGGGGGUGAACUCAUACGUGUUUCUUCUCCUAACUACCCUAAUAACUACAAUAAUCUCGAGAACCUUCUGUGGCAUGUCAAAAGUGUCCACGGGCGCCAGUUCGUCAUGACAUUCUGGAAUGUGAGACUGCACUCAAUCCGUGAUUACGUUCGCAUUAACACGGGGAUCUCAGAAGUAUUUGAAGAGAGUACGCAGAUAUUCUACUUGACGUAUAACUCUACUGAUGAUUUGCCGGAUCACUAUUGGUCAAUCCAUCCUAAUAUAUGGCUGCAGUUCUCCACCGAUGCGUUUGGUACUGACCGGGGUUUCUCCAUCUGGAUAGUGUCUACUUCAUUUGGAGAUUGUGAUGGGAGUCGGUUUCAGUGCACGAACGGACAAUGUAUUCACAGGUCUGCCGCAUGUGAUGGAUAUAGCGAAUGCGUAGAUUCAUCUGAUGAGUACUGCGCACCACGAAACGGAUCCUGUUCAAACAGCUGCUGUGUGAACUCCGAGUAUUCAUGUCAUCCCGAUGGUUGCUACUGUGACAGCAUGUGUAUUGAUAAUGGAAACUGUUGUGACGACUACUCCGAUGUAUGUCCCACCCCUGGGAAUGGAACUACACAGCAUCCAACACAGUUUACUACGCCCUCAUUGAUUCUCAAUAGUAAAAGGCUUUCAAUAUAUGUUCAUCUAGCCCUUACCCCUACUUCUCAUCUUUACAGUUGAUGUAAAAUAGCUGAGUAAUUUCAUGGGAGAAAAAAUGAAUAUAUU
Molecule: messenger RNA, 1958 nt
Organism: Strongylocentrotus purpuratus (purple sea urchin)
Lineage: Eukaryota; Metazoa; Echinodermata; Echinoidea; Camarodonta; Strongylocentrotidae
Exons: 9
Coding region: 222-1913 (563 amino acids)
Molecular function (GO): protein binding
Source: RefSeq, a predicted model, not a curated record